GAUCAACAUAAGAAUGAAGCAUAUAAGAUUGUAGACUGCAAGUGAGCUAUCACAGACGACAUUGCCUUGCACCUUUGAGAGGGAGCCACUCAGAAGCAUCGUGAUAUUUGGUGAAGAGGUCUGACAAUGAUUGCGAACAUAUUCGGGUCUUCUAAAUGUCUGGUCAAGUUUUCUGAUGGUCACGGACCAUGCUCACAGCCUUCUAUGGGCCCCAAAGGUCGAGCCUUGCUUCAUGACCGUUGCUCUGCCUUUCCAGACCGACCUGGCCAAAAUCUGGGCAGUCACACCGACAGGGUGUUCCCACAAUUUCUUGGACGAAGAUAUGAAUUCAAUUCAUGUCGGUCAGCUUUGGUGUACGCCCAGAGGAGACGGCCAGUCGAGGACGAAGUGGAGCUUGAUGACGGGGAUUUUGCGAGCGAUGGAGAGGGGUUCAGUCUGGGUGGCAUCCUUGGACAAGCAUGGUCAGCGCUUCUGGGCGUGACUGACCGUCUGACAGACAUUGUCUACGACUAUGUGCCUGAUGAUGUGUCCCGACCCACAGUGAAUUUGGCGGUGAAGGCAGGGCUCCUUCUUGUCAUCAUUGGCUUUGCUCGCAGCAUACUAGGGUUCCUGCUGACGGUGGGCACAGUGGUGCUGGGCCUGUUUGUGGCAAGCCGGGUGCUGGGCAUUGAGGCAGGCAGCGGCGCUGCCAGGCCCAAGAGCAAGAAGAAGGGCGAGCGAUGGGGCUCGGGUAGGUGGAAGUAGGAACCAGAGGCCUCCUCCGC
Molecule: messenger RNA, 764 nt
Organism: Coccomyxa subellipsoidea C-169
Lineage: Eukaryota; Viridiplantae; Chlorophyta; Trebouxiophyceae; Coccomyxaceae
Exons: 6
Coding region: 205-744 (179 amino acids)
Source: RefSeq, a predicted model, not a curated record